Messenger RNA from Oncorhynchus tshawytscha (Chinook salmon), 1785 nucleotides. RefSeq lists its product as uncharacterized. The transcript is spliced from 6 exons. NCBI's taxonomy places the organism in Eukaryota, Metazoa, Chordata, Actinopteri, Salmoniformes, Salmonidae. The coding region runs from base 1 to 1080 and encodes 359 amino acids. The record is from RefSeq and is a predicted model, not a curated record.
AUGCUUCAAAUGGACCCUUCCUUGGUUUACCCCUGUAAGAUGCUUCAAAUGGACCCUUCCUUGGUUUACCCCUGUAAGAUGCUUCAAAUGGACCCUUCCUCGGUUUACCCCUGUAAGAUGCUUCAAAUGGACCCUUCCUCGGUUUACCCCUUGGGAAAACAUCCCUCUAGUGAAACCACAACUUCUGACUGUAGUGAGUGGGAAAACAUCCCUAGUGAAACCACAAUCCCUCUGACUGUAGUGAGUGGGAAAACAUCCCUAGUGAAACCACAACUUCUGACUGUAGUGAGUGGGAAAACAUCCCUAGUGAAACCACAACUUCUGACUGUAGUGAGUGGGAAAACAUCCCUAGUGAAACCACAACUUCUGACUGUAGUGAGUGGGAAAACAUCCCUAGUGAAACCACAACUUCUGACUGUAGUGAGUGGGAAAACAUCCCUAGUGAAACCACAACUUCUGACUGUAGUGAGUGGGAAAACAUCCCUAGUGAAACCACAACUUCUGACUGUAGUGAGUGGGAAAACAUCCCUAGUGAAACCACAACUUCUGACUGUAGUGAGUGGGAAAACAUCCCUAGUGAAACCACAACUUCUGACUGUAGUGAGUGGGAAAACAUCCCUAGUGAAACCACAACUUCUGACUGUAGUGAGUGGGAAAACAUCCCUAGUGAAACCACAACUUCUGACUGUAGUGAGUGGGAAAACAUCCCUAGUGAAACCACAACUUCUGACUGUAGUGAGUGGGAAAACAUCCCUAGUGAAACCACAACUUCUGUGUAGUGAGUGGGAAAACAUCCCUAGUGAAACCACAACUUCUGACUGUAGUGAGGGGAAAACAUCCCUAGUGAAACCACAACUUCUGACUGUAGUGAGUGGGAAAACAUCCCUAGUGAAACCACAACUUCUGACUGUAGUGAGUGGGAAAACAUCCCUAGUGAAACCACAACUUCUGACUGUAGUGAGUGGGAAAACAUCCCUAGUGAAACCACAACUUCUGACUGUAGUGAGUGGGAAAACAUCCCUAGUGAAACUACUUAAUUUUAAAUACAAACAAAUAUCCAGUUGCCCCAUGGGAAAAUAAGUAGGCCUAUAUGAUUCACAUUGGAAAUCCUUAAGAGACCUAAUAACACAUCUAUGUAUAAAAGACCAAAUUGUGGUUAAAACCACGAGGCAGAAUAAAAUACGUGUUCUAUUCUUAAUAAUGUCAUACAUGUCACUCUAGCAUCUCGCCUGUCGUUCAGCCUGUCAGUUGUGGUCCAGGGGUCAACUUGAGAGGUCAGUCACUCCCGUGGUGCUGUAUAUCCAGGAAGAACAUGGGGAGGGAGAUAACACAAACACUUCCUGAUUCACAACAUGGGGCAGGGGCUUAUUCUGGAGGGGCACAACAACAUUUACAUAGAAAUAUAUUGUGUGAAAUAUCUCUAUCUGCAAUGGCCUAGUAAAUGGUGCAGCCUUUAAAUUGUACCUUUAUUUAACUAGGCAAGUCAGUUAAGAACAAAUUCUUAUUUUCAAUGACACCUAGGAACAGUGGGUUAACUGCCUGUUCAGGGGCGGAACGACAGAUGUGUACCUUGUCAGCUCGGGGAUAUGAACUUGCAACCUUUCGGUUACUAGUCCAAUGCUCUAACCACUAGGCUACCCUGCCGCCCCACUACUGAAUAAGCCCCAAGAAAGGCUUGUUUUGUAACUUUGUGUCCCAUGAUCCUAACUCCUCUAAUAGGACUGACAUUCAAGCAAACAUGCAGUACAGAAAAAACCCAUUACAUUGGUCUUUUUACAAAAACAA